AUGUCUCAAGAAAAUGAGAAGGAGGAAUUUGUGGUUGAUAUGGAUGAUGCCUGUCCAAACAACUUGCAGAUUGUUAGAUCUUAUCCUCCUGAGAGAAGUUCUUAUCCCCAGGAAGGAAAUUUGGCCCUGGCUAUUGUCCCUAAAAUUAAGGAAGUUCAGCCACUGAAUGUAGGUAAAAAGCUAUCUCCUAACAAAACAUUGCAUGAUGUUGUUUCUCAUAAUCUACAAGAUGAGAAGGAAAAUAAGGCCCUGGACAAUCUAAUGAAAGAAGAUGCUAAUAGUGCCCUUAAAGAAAUUAUUCUUCAAAAGGUCUAUAAUGAAGCAGGAAUUUCUCCAAAAACACAAGGUAAAGGGGCAAAAAAGGGAAGAAACAAGGUGUCUCAAAAGUUCAACAAAUCAGUGAAUUCUCAAAAAGCUUUCCAUAGAGUUCAAAUGUUACAUAGAGAUCAUAAAUUUUUCUUGGUGGCUCUGAUGGAACCUUUUCAACAUCAGAGACAGAUUCAGAAGUAUAGAAGGAAACUUGGUAUGCCUAAUGCCAAUUUCAAUUGUAAUGGUAAAAUCUGGUUCUUUGUUCAAGACAAAGUAGAUGUAGAAGUACUUCUGGAUACUGAACAAUCUAUUACUAAUAAAUUGUUCUUCCAAGAUCUGAAUAAAGCAAUGGUGGUUUCAAUGAUUUAUGCUAAAUGUAAUGAAGGGGAUAGAUUGCAGUUGUGGGAUGAUAUGUAUGGUGUGGCAAGUAACAUGGCAUUCCCUUGGCUGAUUGGUGGUGAUUUCAAUAUCAUUUUAAAUGAAGAGGAAAAAAUAGGAGGUUUGCCAGUUUCCCCACAAGAGUAUGAAGAUUUUGCAUUCUGCAUGAAUUCUUGUGAACUGCAUGAGAUUCCUUUUAAAGGGAGUCCUUUCACAUGGUGGAAUGGUAGGGCUGCUAAUUAUUGUAUUUUUAAGAGGCUGGAUAGAAUGUUGCAUAAUGAGCUAUUUCAAGAUUGGUUUGGCAAUUUAAAGGUGGAAUAUUUGUCUAGAACAGGAUCUGAUCAUGCUCCAUUACUUUUAACUUGUGGGGAUCAGGAAGAAGAAUUGUCUGAAGAUGUGUUCCUGUCAUUUAAACUCAAGCUGAAAAAGGUGAAAAUUGCUUUAAGUAAGUGGAGCAAGGAGACUUUUGGAGAUAUCUUUAAGCAACUGGUUAUCAGAGAGGAUAUAGUCAAAAUUAAAGAACAACUGUUUGAGGAGGAUCCUUCAGAAGAGAAUAGAAUGGUGAUUUUGGUCAAAGGUAAGUGGAACAAAAUCCAAGUCAGGAGAAUUAAAAAUGCUGAUGGCGUGUGGUUAGAGGAAGCUGACAAACUUGCUGAUGAGGCUGUUUCAUUCUAUCAUAGGCAGUUUUCUCAAGAAGAUCAGAUUGAAGAAUCUCCUAUUCUUAAUCAUGUUCCUGAAAUGAUUAAGGAUGAGGAUAAUGUAUUGCUUGCAGACCAACCUACUAUGGAAGAAGUGAAGAAAGCUGUUUUUGAAUUAUCAGGUGACAGUGCUUGUGGACCAGAUGGUUUUUCUGGGAUAUUUUAUCAGAAGUGUUGGGAAGUGAUCAAAGUUGAUGUGGUUAAUGUAGUUAAAGCUUUCUAUGAGGGUCAGACCCUUCCUAAGUCAAUUACUCACACUAACUUAGUACUGUUGCCAAAGAAGAAUGUGGUGGAAACAUUUUCUAAUAUGAGGCCUAUAAGCCUCAGCAACUUCGUUAGUAAGGUCAUCUCUAGAGUGGUGCAUGACAGGCUUGAUAGACUGUUACCAGCUGUGAUAUCUUCUAACAAAUCAGGAUUUGUCAAGGGCAGGAAUAUUAUUGAGAAUGUAUUGUUGACACAGGAAAUUAUUACAGACAUAAGGAAGAGAGGGAAACCUGCCAAUGUUGUUAUUAAGUUGGAUAUGACAAAAGCAUAUGACAGAGUUUCAUGGCUAUAUCUCUGGAAGGUAAUGAAGAAAAUGGGAUUUUCUGAGUAUUCUGUGCUGUUGAAUGUCCAUGCUCAUGGUUUCUUUCAUUCAACAAGAGGAAUCAAGCAGGGAGACCCCCUCUCUCCUGCUCUAUUCAUCAUUUCUGCAGAAGUACUUUCAAGAGCAUUGAACUCCUUAUUUGAUUAA
This is a messenger RNA of Lycium barbarum (goji berry), 2118 nucleotides long. RefSeq lists its product as uncharacterized. The record is from RefSeq and is a predicted model, not a curated record. Lineage: Eukaryota; Viridiplantae; Streptophyta; Magnoliopsida; Solanales; Solanaceae. The coding region runs from base 1 to 2118 and encodes 705 amino acids. The transcript has 5 exons.